This is a messenger RNA of Zea mays, 14546 nucleotides long. Its product is annotated as DNA-directed RNA polymerase subunit beta'-like. The record is from RefSeq and is marked validated. Gene Ontology annotation, biological process: DNA-templated transcription. Lineage: Eukaryota; Viridiplantae; Streptophyta; Magnoliopsida; Poales; Poaceae. The transcript has a single exon. Bases 6039 to 10622 code for a protein of 1527 amino acids. Gene Ontology annotation, molecular function: DNA-directed RNA polymerase activity; DNA binding.
UUAAAAAAUAAAGUACUUUAUCUUUAUUUUAGGAUUCUACAACGAAAUCCUUUAUUUUCUAGCAAUUCUACUACUACGAAACAAAAAAGACCCUUCAAAUUCUUUUUGAAAAAGAAACUAAGCGUGCUAUUCUAAAUCGAACUAAAGUCAAACUUUCUAGUGCUUAUAAAUUCUUAUGGCUUUAUCCCUUUCAUAGAAAGGAGAUAAAACGAGAAAUCUUUGCUAUCCAAUCUUUUUAGAAUAUCAUAAAGUUUCAGUGGCAGAAUUUUUUUCUAGGACUGUUUUAUCAAUUCAUUUUUAUUCCAUUUCAACCCCUGCUAAAUUCGAACUUUCGUCGAAAUCGUCUCUAUUCAUAUGUAUGAAAUACAUAUAUGAAAUACGUAUGUGGAGUUCCCUAGAAUUUCAUGUGAUUCAGUAAACAGAAUAUGGAUUCCAUGAUUGCUAGAUUGAUCCGUAGGGAUUGAUGAAGAGUGAGCUGAUAAUGGAAUUUUUCUUCUAUAAAUAGGAAACUUAAGAUUCAAAUGCUCCGGAAUGGAAAUGAGGGAAUGUCCACAAUACCCGGAUUUAGUCAGAUCCAAUUCGAGGGAUUUUGUAGAUUCAUUAAUCAAGGCUUGGCGGAAGAACUUGAGAAGUUUCCCACAAUUAAAGAUCCAGAUCACGAAAUUGCAUUUCAAUUAUUUGCGAAAGGAUAUCAAUUGCUAGAACCCUCGAUAAAAGAAAGGAAUGCUGUGUAUGAAUCACUCACCUAUUCUUCCGAAUUAUAUGUAUCCGCGAGAUUAAUUUUUGGUUUCGAUGUGCAAAAGGAAACCAUUUCUAUUGGAAACAUUCCUAUAAUGAAUUCCUUAGGAACCUUUAUAAUAAAUGGAAUAUACCGAAUUGUGAUCAAUCAAAUAUUGCUAAGUCCUGGUAUUUACUACCGCUCGGAAUUAGACCAUAAGGGAAUUUCUAUAUAUACCGGGACUAUAAUAUCAGAUUGGGGAGGAAGGUCGGAAUUAGCAAUUGAUAAAAAAGAAAGGAUAUGGGCUCGCGUGAGUAGAAAACAAAAGAUAUCUAUUUUAGUUCUAUCAUCAGCUAUGGGUUCGAAUCUAAGAGAAAUUUUAGAUAAUGUUUCCUACCCCGAAAUUUUCUUGUCUUUCCCGAAUGCUAAGGAGAAGAAGAGGAUUGAGUCAAAAGAAAAAGCUAUUUUGGAGUUUUAUCAACAAUUUGCUUGUGUAGGUGGGGACCUGGUAUUUUCGGAGUCCUUAUGCGAGGAAUUACAAAAGAAAUUUUUUCAACAAAAAUGUGAAUUAGGAAGAGUUGGUCGACGAAAUAUGAAUCGGAGACUGAAUCUUGAUAUCCCUCAGAACAAUACAUUCUUGUUACCACGAGAUGUAUUGGCCGCUACGGAUCAUUUGAUUGGAAUGAAAUUUGGAACGGGUAUACUUGACGAUGACGAUAUGAAUCACUUGAAAAAUAAACGUAUUCGUUCGGUUGCAGAUCUGUUACAAGAUCAAUUCGGACUGGCUCUUGGCCGUUUACAACAUGCGGUUCAAAAAACUAUCCGUAGAGUAUUCAUACGUCAAUCGAAACCGACUCCACAAACUUUGGUAACUCCAACUUCAACUUCGAUUUUAUUAAUAACUACUUAUGAGACCUUUUUUGGCACAUACCCCUUAGCUCAAGUUUUUGAUCAAACCAAUCCAUUGACACAAACGGUUCAUGGGCGAAAAGUGAGUUGUUUGGGUCCAGGAGGAUUGACGGGGAGAACUGCAAGUUUUCGGAGCCGAGAUAUUCAUCCGAGUCACUAUGGGCGUAUUUGUCCAAUUGACACGUCCGAAGGAAUCAAUGUUGGACUUACCGGAUCGUUAGCUAUUCAUGCGAGAAUUGAUCACUGGUGGGGAUCUAUAGAGAGUCCGUUUUAUGAAAUAUCUGAGAAAGCAAAAGAAAAAAAAGAGAGACAGGUAGUUUAUUUAUCACCAAAUAGAGAUGAAUAUUAUAUGAUAGCAGCAGGAAAUUCUUUGUCCUUGAAUCAGGGUAUUCAGGAAGAACAGGUUGUUCCAGCUAGAUACCGUCAAGAAUUCCUGACUAUUGCAUGGGAACAGAUUCAUGUUAGAAGUAUUUUUCCUUUCCAAUAUUUUUCUAUUGGAGGUUCUCUCAUUCCUUUUAUUGAGCAUAAUGAUGCGAAUCGGGCUUUAAUGAGUUCUAAUAUGCAGCGCCAAGCAGUUCCACUUUCUCGGUCCGAGAAGUGCAUUGUUGGAACUGGAUUGGAACGCCAAACAGCUCUAGAUUCGAGGGUUUCCGUUAUAGCCCAACGCGAGGGAAAGAUCAUUUCUAGUGAUAGUCACAAGAUCCUUUUAUCAAGUAGUGGGAAGACCAUAAGUAUUCCUUUAGUUGCCCAUCGGCGCUCUAACAAAAAUACUUGUAUGCACCAAAAACCUCGGGUUCCGCGGGGUAAAUCCAUUAAAAAAGGGCAAAUUUUAGCGGAGGGAGCAGCUACAGUUGGCGGGGAACUUGCUUUAGGAAAAAACGUUUUAGUAGCUUAUAUGCCCUGGGAGGGUUACAAUUUUGAAGACGCAGUACUAAUUAGUGAACGUUUGGUAUAUGAGGAUAUUUAUACUUCUUUUCACAUCCGAAAAUAUGAAAUUCAGACGGAUACGACAAGCCAAGGCUCCGCUGAAAAAAUCACUAAACAAAUACCACAUCUAGAAGAACAUUUACUUCGCAAUUUGGACAGAAAUGGAGUUGUAAGGUUGGGAUCCUGGGUAGAAACUGGCGAUAUUUUAGUAGGUAAAUUAACGCCUCAGAUAGCGAGCGAAUCGUCCUAUAUCGCGGAAGCUGGAUUAUUACGGGCUAUUUUUGGUCUUGAGGUAUCCACUUCAAAAGAAACUUCUCUCAAACUACCUAUAGGUGGAAGAGGGCGCGUUAUCGAUGUGAAAUGGAUCCAGAGGGACCCCUUUGACAUAAUGGUUCGUGUAUAUAUUUUACAGAAACGUGAAAUCAAAGUUGGGGAUAAAGUAGCUGGAAGACACGGGAAUAAGGGGAUCAUUUCCAAAAUUUUGCCUAGGCAAGAUAUGCCCUAUUUGCAAGAUGGAACACCUGUUGAUAUGGUCUUCAAUCCCUUAGGAGUACCCUCACGAAUGAAUGUGGGACAAAUAUUUGAAAGCUCGCUCGGAUUAGCAGGGGAUCUGCUAAAGAAACAUUAUAGAAUAGCACCCUUUGAUGAGAGAUAUGAGCAAGAGGCUUCAAGAAAACUUGUGUUUUCGGAAUUAUAUGAAGCCAGUAAACAAACAAAAAAUCCAUGGGUAUUUGAACCCGAGUACCCGGGAAAAAGCAGAAUAUUUGAUGGAAGAACAGGAGAUCCCUUCGAACAGCCUGUUCUAAUAGGGAAGUCCUAUAUCUUAAAAUUAAUUCAUCAAGUUGAUGAGAAAAUUCAUGGACGUUCUACUGGGCCCUACUCACUUGUUACCCAACAACCCGUUAGAGGAAGAGCCAAGCAAGGGGGACAACGAAUAGGAGAAAUGGAAGUUUGGGCUUUAGAAGGAUUUGGUGUUGCUCAUAUUUUACAAGAGAUACUUACUUAUAAAUCUGAUCAUCUUAUAGCUCGCCAAGAAAUACUUAAUGCUACGAUCUGGGGAAAAAGAGUGCCUAAUCACGAGGAUCCGCCAGAAUCUUUUCGAGUGCUCGUUCGAGAACUACGAUCUUUGGCUCUAGAACUGAACCAUUUCCUUGUAUCUGAGAAGAACUUCCAGGUUAAUAGGGAGGAUGUUUGAUCGGAAUAAAUAUAAAUUUUUUUCUUAUUUCUAUUUUAUGAUUGACCAAUAUAAACAUAAACAACUUCAAAUUGGACUCGUUUCCCCUCAACAAAUAAAGGCUUGGGCUAAAAAAAUCCUACCUAAUGGGGAAGUCGUUGGCGAAGUCACAAGGCCCUCCACUUUUCAUUAUAAAACCGAUAAACCAGAAAAAGAUGGAUUGUUUUGCGAAAGAAUCUUUGGACCCAUAAAAAGCGGAAUUUGUGCUUGUGGAAACUCUCGAGCGAGCGUAGCUGAAAACGAAGACGAAAGAUUUUGCCAAAAAUGCGGGGUAGAAUUUGUUGAUUCUCGGAUACGAAGAUAUCAAAUGGGAUACAUCAAACUAGCAUGUCCAGUGACUCAUGUGUGGUAUUUGAAAGGUCUUCCUAGUUAUAUUGCGAAUCUUUUAGAUAAACCCCUUAAGAAAUUGGAGGGCCUAGUAUAUGGUGAUUUCUCUUUUGCUAGGCCCAGCGCUAAAAAACCUACUUUCUUACGAUUACGGGGUUUAUUCGAAGAUGAAAUUUCAUCCUGUAACCACAGUAUUUCUCCCUUUUUUUCUACCCCAGGCUUUGCAACAUUUCGAAAUCGGGAAAUUGCAACAGGAGCAGGCGCUAUUAGAGAACAAUUAGCAGAUUUAGAUUUGCGAAUUAUUAUAGAGAAUUCUUUGGUUGAAUGGAAGGAAUUAGAAGACGAGGGGUAUAGUGGAGAUGAAUGGGAAGAUAGAAAAAGACGAAUAAGAAAAGUUUUUUUGAUUAGACGCAUGCAAUUGGCGAAACAUUUUAUUCAAACAAAUGUAGAACCAGAAUGGAUGGUUUUGUGCUUAUUACCGGUUCUUCCUCCCGAAUUGAGACCCAUUGUUUAUAGAUCUGGGGAUAAAGUAGUGACUUCAGAUAUUAAUGAACUUUAUAAGAGAGUUAUCCGUCGGAACAACAACCUUGCCUAUCUAUUAAAAAGAAGUGAAUUAGCACCAGCAGAUUUAGUAAUGUGCCAGGAAAAAUUGGUACAAGAAGCCGUGGAUACACUUCUUGAUAGUGGGUCCCGCGGGCAACCGACGAGGGAUGGUCACAAUAAAGUAUACAAAUCACUUUCAGAUGUAAUUGAGGGUAAAGAGGGGAGGUUUCGCGAGACUCUGCUUGGGAAACGGGUCGAUUACUCGGGGCGUUCUGUCAUUGUUGUGGGUCCUUCGCUUUCAUUACAUCAAUGUGGAUUACCUCUAGAGAUAGCAAUAAAGCUUUUUCAGCUAUUUGUAAUUCGCGAUUUAAUCACGAAACGUGCUACUUCUAAUGUCAGGAUUGCUAAAAGGAAAAUUUGGGAAAAGGAACCCAUUGUAUGGGAAAUACUUCAAGAAGUUAUGCGGGGACAUCCUGUACUGUUGAACAGAGCACCUACCCUGCAUAGAUUAGGCAUACAGGCCUUCCAACCCACUUUAGUAGAGGGACGUACUAUUUGUUUACAUCCAUUAGUGUGUAAGGGUUUCAAUGCGGACUUUGAUGGGGAUCAAAUGGCUGUUCACCUACCUUUAUCCUUGGAAGCUCAGGCGGAAGCCCGUUUACUUAUGUUUUCUCAUAUGAAUCUCCUGUCUCCCGCUAUUGGAGAUCCUAUUUGCGUGCCAACCCAAGACAUGCUUAUCGGACUUUAUGUAUUAACGAUUGGAAACCGUCUAGGUAUUUGUGCAAAUAGAUAUAAUAGUUGCGGAAACUCUCCAAAUAAAAAAGUAAACUACAAUAAUAACAAUUAUUAUAAGUAUACGAAAGAUAAAGAACCCCAUUUUUCUAGUUCCUAUGAUGCACUGGGAGCUUAUAGACAAAAACGAAUCGGUUUAAACAGUCCCUUGUGGCUCCGAUGGAAACUAGAUCAACGCAUCGUUGGGUCAAGAGAAGUUCCGAUUGAAGUUCAAUAUGAAUCUUUUGGGACUUAUCAUGAGAUUUAUGCCCACUAUCUAGUAGUGGGAAAUAGAAAAAAAGAAAUCCGUUCUAUAUACAUUCGAACCACUCUUGGUCAUAUUUCUUUUUAUAGAGAAAUAGAGGAAGCCAUACAAGGAUUUAGUCGGGCCUAUUCAUACACUAUCUAAACAAGGAAGUUAGAUUCGGCGAUGCCCCUUUCGGGGGGCAUUCCGAUUUCGCUAGUACCAUCUUUUUUGCCGCGCAAAUCCAGAUUGAGAUUGAGGAAAGGGAGUAAAUUAAGUUUUCGAAUCACUGACUCAGGCCCAUUGUCGAAUCCUACUCAGCAAUUGUCGAAUCCUACUCAGCCAAAAAAAGGGGGUACUUAUGUAUGGCAGAACGGGCCAACCUGGUCUUUCAUAAUAAAGAGAUAGACGGAACUGCUAUGAAACGGCUUAUUAGCAGAUUAAUAGAUCAUUUCGGAAUGGGAUAUACAUCCCAUAUACUGGAUCAAAUAAAGACUCUGGGCUUCCAUCAAGCCACUACUACAUCGAUUUCUUUAGGAAUCGAGGAUCUUUUAACAAUACCCUCUAAAGGAUGGUUAGUCCAAGACGCGGAACAACAGAGUUUUCUUUUGGAGAAACACUAUUAUUAUGGAGCUAUACACGCGGUAGAAAAAUUACGCCAAUCCGUUGAGAUAUGGUAUGCUACAAGUGAAUAUUUGAAACAAGAAAUGAAUUCGAAUUUUCGAAUAACGGAUCCUUCUAAUCCAGUCUAUCUAAUGUCUUUUUCAGGAGCCAGAGGAAAUGCAUCUCAGGUACACCAAUUAGUAGGUAUGAGAGGGUUAAUGGCGGAUCCUCAAGGACAAAUGAUUGAUUUACCUAUUCAAAGCAAUUUACGCGAGGGACUUUCUUUGACAGAAUAUAUAAUUUCCUGCUACGGAGCCCGAAAAGGGGUUGUAGAUACUGCUGUACGAACAGCGGAUGCUGGCUAUCUUACACGUAGACUUGUUGAAGUAGUUCAACAUAUUAUUGUGCGUAGAAGAGAUUGUGGUACUAUCCAAGGUAUUUCUGUGAGUCCUCAAAAUGGGAUGACGGAAAAACUUUUUGUCCAAACACUAAUUGGUCGUGUAUUAGCAGACGAUAUAUAUAUUGGUUCACGAUGCAUUGCUUCUCGAAAUCAAGAUAUUGGAAUUGGAUUAGUCAAUCGAUUCAUAACUGCCUUUCGAGCACAACCGUUUCGAGCACAACCAAUAUAUAUUAGAACCCCCUUUACUUGCCGGAGCACAUCUUGGAUCUGUCAAUUAUGUUAUGGGCGGAGUCCCACUCAUGGGGAUCUGGUCGAAUUGGGGGAAGCUGUAGGUAUUAUUGCGGGUCAAUCAAUUGGGGAGCCGGGGACUCAAUUAACAUUAAGAACUUUUCAUACUGGUGGAGUAUUCACAGGGGGUACUGCCGACCUUAUACGAUCCCCCUCGAAUGGAAAAAUCCAAUUCAAUGAGGAUUUGGUUCACCCCACACGUACCCGUCAUGGGCAGCCUGCUUUUCUAUGCUAUAUAGACUUGCAUGUAACUAUUCAGAGUCAGGAUAUUCUACAUAGUGUGAAUAUUCCGUUAAAAAGCUUGAUUCUAGUGCAAAAUGAUCAAUAUGUAGAAUCUGAACAAGUAAUUGCGGAGAUUCGUGCCGGAACGUCCACUUUGCAUUUUAAAGAAAAGGUACAAAAGCAUAUUUAUUCCGAAUCAGACGGGGAAAUGCACUGGAGUACUGAUGUUUACCAUGCGCCCGAAUAUCAAUAUGGUAAUCUUCGUCGAUUACCAAAAACAAGCCAUUUAUGGAUAUUGUCAGUAAGUAUGUGCAGAUCCAGUAUAGCAUCUUUUUCGCUGCACAAGGAUCAAGAUCAAAUGAAUACUUAUUCUUUUUCUGUUGAUGGAAGAUAUAUCUUUGACUUCUCAAUGGCUAAUGAUCAAGUAAGCCAUAGACUGUUGGAUACUUUUGGUAAAAAAGAUAGAGAAAUUCUUGAUUAUUUAACGCCAGAUCGAAUCGUGUUCAACGGUCAUUGGAAUUGUUUCUAUCCUUCCAUUCUUCAAGAUAAUUCAGAUUUGUUGGCGAAAAAGCGAAGAAAUAGGCUCGUCGUUCCAUUACAAUAUCAUCAAGAACAAGAAAAAGAGCGAAUAUCCUGUUUGGGUAUUUCAAUGGAAAUACCCUUUAUGGGUGUUUUACGUAGAAAUACUAUUUUUGCUUAUUUUGACGAUCCACGAUACAGAAAAGAUAAAAGGGGUUCAGGAAUUGUUAAAUUUAGAUAUAGGACCCUGGAGGAAGAAUAUCGGACCCAAGAGGAAGAGUAUAGGACUCGAGAGGAAGAAUAUCGGACUCGAGAGGAAGACUCAGAAGACGAAUAUGAGAGCCCAGAGAACAAAUAUAGGACCCGAGAGGGAGAGGGCGAAUAUAAAAUCCUAGAAGACGAAUAUAGGACUCUAGAGGACGAAUAUGAAACCCUAGAAGAUGAAUAUGGGAUCCUAGAGGACGAAUAUAGGACUCUAGAGAAAGACUCAGAGGAAGAAUAUGGGAGCCUAGAGAACAAAUAUAGGACUCGAGAGGGAGAGGGCGAAUAUGAAAUCCUAGAGGAAGAAUCAGAAGAAGAAUAUGGGAGCUCUGAAGAUGGCUCAGAGAAGGAAUAUGGGACUUUAGAAGAAGACUCAGAAGAAGACUCAGAGGAAGACUCAGAAGACGAAUAUGGGAGCCCGGAGGAAGAUUCUAUCUUAAAAAAAGAGGGUUUUAUUGAGCAUCGAGGAACAAAAGAAUUUAGUCUAAAAUACCAAAAAGAAGUAGAUCGGUUUUUUUUCAUUCUUCAAGAACUGCAUAUCUUGCCGAGAUCCUCAUCCCUAAAGGUACUUGACAAUAGUAUUAUUGGAGUCGAUACACAACUCACAAAAAAUACAAGAAGUCGACUAGGUGGAUUGGUCCGAGUGAAGAGAAAAAAAAGCCAUACAGAACUCAAAAUCUUUUCCGGAGAUAUUCAUUUUCCUGAAGAGGCGGAUAAGAUAUUAGGUGGCAGUUUGAUACCACCAGAAAGAGAAAAAAAAGAUUCUAAGGAAUCAAAAAAAAGGAAAAAUUGGGUUUAUGUUCAACGGAAAAAAUUUCUCAAAAGCAAGGAAAAGUAUUUUGUUUCGGUUCGACCUGCAGUCGCAUAUGAAAUGGACGAAGGGAUAAAUUUAGCAACACUUUUCCCGCAGGAUCUCCUGCAAGAAGAGGAUAAUCUCCAACUUCGACUUGUCAAUUUUAUUUCUCAUGAAAAUAGCAAGUUAACUCAAAGAAUUUAUCACACGAAUAGUCAAUUCGUUCGAACUUGCUUAGUAGUGAAUUGGGAACAAGAAGAAAAAGAGGGAGCUCGUGCUUCUCUUGUUGAGGUAAAAACAAAUGAUCUAAUUCGCGAUUUCCUAAGAAUUGAGUUAGUCAAGUCUACUAUUUUGUAUACACGAAGAAGGUAUGAUAGGACAAGUGUAGGAUUGAUUCCCAAUAAUAGGUUAGAUCGCAACAAUACCAAUUCCUUUUAUUCCAAGGCGAAGAUUCAAUCACUUAGCCAACAUCAAGAAGUUAUUGGCACCUUGUUGAAUCGAAAUAAAGAAUAUCCAUCUUUGAUGAUUUUGUUGGCAUCCAACUGUUCUCGAAUUGGUUUAUUCAAGAAUUCUAAAUAUCCCAAUGCGGUAAAAGAAUCGAAUCCUAGAAUUCCUAUUCGAGAUAUUUUUGGGCUCUUAGGCGUUAUUGUACCUAGUAUAUCGAAUUUUUCUUCAUCUUACUAUUUAUUAACGCAUAAUCAGAUCUUGUUAAAAAAAUACUUGUUCCUUGACAAUUUGAAACAAACCUUACAAGUACUUCAAGGACUUAAAUACUCUUUAAUAGACGAAAAUAAAAGGAUUUCGAAUUUUGACAGUAACAUCAUGUUGGAGCCAUUCCAUUUGAAUUGGCACUUUCUCCAUCAUGACUCAUGGGAAGAGACAUUGGCAAUAAUUCACCUUGGACAAUUUAUUUGUGAAAAUUUAUGUCUAUUUAAAUUACACAUAAAAAAAUCUGGUCAAAUUUUCAUUGUUAAUAUGGACUCCUUUGUUCUAAGAGCAGCUAAGCCUUAUUUGGCCACUAUAGGAGCAACUGUUCAUGGUCAUUAUGGAAAAAUCCUUUACAAAGGAGAUAGGUUAGUUACGUUUAUAUAUGAAAAAUCGAGAUCCAGUGAUAUAACGCAAGGUCUUCCAAAAGUAGAACAAAUCUUCGAAGCGCGUUCAAUUGAUUCACUAUCGCCGAAUCUCGAAAGGAGAAUUGAGGAUUGGAAUGAACGUAUACCAAGAAUUCUUGGGGUUCCCUGGGGAUUCUUGAUUGGAGCUGAGCUAACCAUAGCCCAAAGUCGUAUCUCUUUGGUUAAUAAGAUCCAAAAGGUUUAUCGAUCCCAAGGGGUACAGAUCCAUAAUAGACAUAUAGAGAUUAUUAUACGCCAAGUAACAUCAAAAGUAAGGGUUUCCGAAGAUGGAAUGUCUAAUGUUUUUUUACCUGGGGAAUUAAUAGGACUAUUGCGAGCGGAACGAGCAGGGCGGGCUUUAGAUGAAUCGAUCUAUUAUCGGGCAAUCUUAUUGGGAAUAACAAGGGCUUCCCUGAAUACCCAAAGUUUCAUAUCUGAAGCAAGUUUUCAAGAAACUGCUCGAGUUUUAGCAAAAGCUGCCCUACGAGGUCGUAUUGAUUGGUUGAAAGGUCUGAAAGAAAACGUAGUUCUGGGGGGGAUUAUACCUGUUGGUACCGGAUUCCAAAAAUUUGUGCAUCGUUCCCCACAAGACAAGAACCUUUAUUUAGAAAUUCAAAAAAAAAAUCUAUUCGCGUCGGAAAUGAGAGAUAUUUUGUUUCUCCAUACAGAAUUAGUUUCUUCUGAUUCUGACGUAACAAACAAUUUCUAUGAAACAUCAGAGACCCCGUUUACCCCUAUUUAUACGAUUUAAGUAUACAUAAAGCAAUUUUUUUUACUUUAAUUUAAACUAUACUUUUGACCUUAGAAUGCUAACAGGUCUGAUUUUCGAUUUUGUACUUAAAUUUAAAUUGUAUUUUAAUAAGUAAAAGAAGUCAGUUAAUUCAUUAAGGCUAUGUUUAUACCGUGUAUCAAUGGUCAAGAAGGUUCCAUUGGAACAAUUAUUAUUUAUUUCAAGCUAUUUCGGCUCUUUCUUAAUCUUCAAAAAGAAAUGAAUUCCGUAAUGGUAACACGAAAAAAGAAAAAAAAAGGAAGUGUGGAAAAAAUGACAAGAAGAUAUUGGAACAUCAAUUUGAAAGAGAUGAUAGAAGCGGGAGUUCAUUUUGGUCAUGGUAUUAAGAAAUGGAAUCCCAAAAUGGCCCCUUACAUCUCGGCAAAGCGUAAAGGUACUCAUAUUACAAAUCUUGCUAGAACAGCUCGUUUUUUAUCAGAAGCUUGUGAUUUAGUUUUUGAUGCAGCAAGUCAGGGAAAAAGCUUCUUAAUUGUUGGUACCAAAAAAAGAGCAGCGGAUUUAGUAGCAUCAGCUGCAAUAAGGUCUCGUUGUCAUUAUGUUAAUAAAAAGUGGUUCAGCGGUAUGUUAACGAAUUGGUCGAUUACCAAAACUAGACUUUCUCAAUUUAGAGACUUAAGAGCAGAAGAAAAAAUGGGAAAAUUCCACCAUCUCCCAAAAAGAGAUGCGGCAAUCUUAAAGAGAAAAUUAUCUACCUUGCAAAGAUAUCUCGGCGGGAUCAAAUAUAUGACGAGGUUGCCUGACAUUGUGAUCGUCCUUGAUCAGCAAAAAGAGUAUAUAGCUCUUCAGGAAUGUGCCAUUUUGGGGAUUCCUACUAUUUCUUUAGUCGAUACAAAUUGUGACCCAGAUCUUGCGAAUAUAUCGAUUCCUGCCAACGAUGACACUAUGACUUCAAUUCGAUUAAUUCUUAACAAAUUAGUAUUUGCAAUUUCUGAGGGCCGUUCUCUCUAUAUAAGAAAUCGUUGAUUAAGAAGAAUAGUGAAUUCUUGAGCAACUGCGUAGAUUUAUAGGAUUAAUUACUAUUCUUUUUUGUUUUGCAUAGAUAAAAGAAGGGAAAUAUUGAUAUAUAUUAGAGGGUAUUGAUAUAUAUUAUGAUCUGAUGUGAUUUCUUGGUAUAUUAAAUAUAAGAUUAAUACUUCAAGUUGCUGAGUUGAGAAAGAGAUGCUUGAAUCAAAAGAAUUCCUUUUUUGAAGUUCAAUUUUUAUCAGAGGACAAUAUGAAUAUUACACCAUGUUCCAUUAAAACACUCAAGGGGUUAUAUGAUAUAUCGGGUGUAGAAGUAGGGCAACACUUCUAUUGGCAAAUAGGAGGUUUCCAAAUUCAUGCCCAAGUACUCAUCACUUCUUGGGUCGUAAUUACUAUUUUGCUAGGUUCAGUUAUCAUAGCUGUUCGGAAUCCACAAACCAUCCCGACCGAUGGUCAGAAUUUCUUCGAAUAUGUCCUUGAGUUUAUUCGAGACUUGAGCAAAACUCAGAUUGGAGAAGAAUAUGGUCCCUGGGUUCCCUUUAUUGGAACUAUGUUCCUUUUUAUUUUUGUUUCGAAUUGGUCAGGUGCUCUUUUACCUUGGAAAAUUAUAGAGUUACCCCAUGGGGAAUUAGCAGCGCCCACGAAUGAUAUAAAUACUACUGUUGCUUUAGCUUUACUAACAUCAGCGGCAUAUUUUUAUGCGGGUCUUAGCAAAAAAGGAUUGAGUUAUUUCGAAAAAUAUAUUAAACCAACCCCAAUCCUUUUACCUAUUAACAUCCUAGAAGAUUUCACAAAACCAUUAUCACUUAGUUUUCGACUUUUCGGAAAUAUAUUGGCGGAUGAAUUAGUCGUUGUUGUUCUUGUUUCUUUAGUCCCCUUAGUAGUCCCUAUACCGGUCAUGUUUCUUGGAUUAUUUACAAGCGGUAUUCAAGCUCUUAUUUUUGCAACGUUAGCCGCAGCCUAUAUAGGUGAAUCCAUGGAAGGUCAUCAUUGAAUUAACUAGUUUUUGAAAUAGUCUUUCUUUUUUUAGCUUAGCCCAAUUCAUGCAUGAUUCCGGAUAAUCCUCUUAGUUGGAAAACUAAAUAGUUCGAAAGGCGUAUGAAUAUACAACCUAGAGUUGUAGGAGAGAGAAUAGACUAUAUUAUGGAAGAGGUAAAGUAUAUAUGCAUUCAGGGGGGCCAAGUCAGGUUAGAUCUAUAUCUUUAAUGCCUAUAAGACAGUCAUCUUUUGUGUGGCUUUCUAAAGAAUGAUUUUAGAAUCGGAUUCAAUAGAAAAUGAGAAAAUAGGCAAACAAAAUAGAAGAAACAAAUGUAUAUGGGAUUUUUUUUAUUCCUAAGUUAGAUUCAUUAUCUAAUCCGAUAUAUAGAAUUCCCUUCUAUAUGGAACUGGAUUCCAUAUCUAGUUCUAUGCAGCAUAUUGUUAUCAAUUGUAUAUCUUGAUUUGAUUCCUAUUGGAUUUGGAUUAGUUCGAUUUCAAUAGGGGUUCUUCCUGUAUUUCGUCUUUUAUUAUGUUAGAUGAAGGGGAAAAAAUGGGAACUCAAAGAUAUCGAAGAGUAAAAAAAAGGAUGGAAUAAAAGAGUGAUUGGUUGAAAAGAAAGAGAAAUAGAAUAAUGAGAAUCAUAUGGAUUUACACAAACCUCUAAUGAUUAGAAACUAAAAACGAGAUCUCGAAGUAAUUCGAACGAUUUCGAUUAUCAUUUAUUUGUACUUAUUAGUUACUUCUACCCGAUAGAGCUUAGAAGUUGGAAGUAAUAAUUUCUUGGUUGAUUGUAUCCUUAACCAUUUCUUUUUUUUUGACACGAGGAACUCAUCAUGAAUCCACUAAUUGCUGCUGCUUCCGUUAUUGCUGCUGGAUUGGCCGUAGGGCUUGCUUCUAUUGGGCCCGGAGUUGGUCAAGGUACUGCUGCAGGACAAGCUGUAGAAGGUAUUGCGAGACAGCCAGAAGCAGAAGGUAAAAUAAGAGGUACUUUAUUGCUUAGUCUAGCUUUUAUGGAAGCUUUAACAAUUUAUGGACUGGUUGUGGCACUAGCGCUUUUAUUUGCGAACCCUUUUGUUUAAUCCUAAAAAAGAAAAUGAGUCCUUUAGAUUAGAUACUUUUUUCUUUUUUUAGUACAUUGGCAUUUGCUUAUGUAAUUCUAAGUAUAUCAAUACUUUACUUUACUCCUAUUUAUUAUAUUAUUUCUUUUUUAUAUUAUUCCGGAAAUUUUGUAUUUAUCGGGACAGACAAUACCCUAGGAACCCCAAGAAGGGCUGAUUUGAGCAUGAUCAAUUUAGAGGAUAUGCUCGCCCUCUUCCUUCCCGUCCUUAGUUUAGGACAGUGGAAAGUAUUUUUCCUUUUAUUUUAGGAAUUUUGGGAACAUUUCAACAAAGGAGAUCUUUCACAGGUCAAACGAGACCUAAGACUUAAUCUAAAAGAAAUUAUUAGAUUGAAUCUAUUUGCAUUAAAAAAACCGAUCAAAAAAGGACGAGCGAAGUAAGUAAUCGAAAAACUUUCUUCUUUGUUCGUCCUAUCUAUAAGAGGAGAGCAUAUGAAAAAUGUAACCCAUUCUUUUGUUUUUUUAGCUCACUGGCCAUUCGCUGGGAGUUUCGGGCUUAAUACCGAUAUUUUAGCAACAAAUCUAAUAAAUCUAACUGUAGUGGUUGGUGUAUUGAUUUUUUUUGGAAAGGGAGUGUGUGCGAGUUGUCUAUUUCAAGAAUAGAUUGGAUCUAUCCGGCUGCACUUUAGAAUAUUUUUAGUAUUUUUUUUGAUAAAUAAGAAAAGGUGCACGAUCUCGACGAAUUACUUCUGAAUAACUUCAGAAAUCAUAUGGAAGAACCAUAGCAUUUCGCGAUUCAUUGGUAAAUUUACUUUGAUUCUCUAUAGACCAAUAAUGUGAGACCAUUAACACGGUUAAAGCUAAACUGCUUGAAGUCCGGGCAAAAA